Messenger RNA from Papilio xuthus (Asian swallowtail), 585 nucleotides. The record is from RefSeq and is a predicted model, not a curated record. Lineage: Eukaryota; Metazoa; Arthropoda; Insecta; Lepidoptera; Papilionidae.
AAUAUAGUCGCGGUCAGAACAGCGGAGCGACAAUGCGUCUCGCCGGCUACAUCUUAGUGAUCAUCGCAUCUCUAUUCUGGUACGUAGAGACUUGCGAACCGAAUCAGACUCAAAAUGGUUGCAAGAUAUACGGUUCGGAGUGCCUUUGCGGUUUCGGAUGUAAAACUGAGUACGUAUACAGAACUAGAAGAGCCUGUUUGAGCGCAUUAAGAGAACGGAGUACUAAUAUAUGUUAUCGACAACCCUGCGUCCGUGGAAUCUGCAUUCAAACGGUACAAGAUCCAGGUUUCGCUUGCAAAUGUGAAGGCACCGGUUACUAUGGUCAACGCUGUGAAAAAGCAUGUCCAACAAUUCCAGUAAGAGGCCUUGUGUUCCCACACGAGUGUGUAGUUAUUUGAACUGUUCCAAUGUUUAAAAAUAAACUAAUUUAUUUCCUUAAAACUAUAGGCCUCUUUGACAGUCCAGCUAAUUUUUAAACAUCCUAUAGAUAAUACGGAAGAAAAUCAAAUAUGUUGAACACCAUUGUCUAUCUAUUCAGAGAUUUGUAAAGACUUGUACCUACAAAAAGAAAUAAAUCAUUGUACU